Megalobrama amblycephala (Wuchang bream) is the source of this 1773-nucleotide messenger RNA. Its product is annotated as b(0,+)-type amino acid transporter 1-like. The transcript is spliced from 6 exons. Gene Ontology annotation, cellular component: membrane. Bases 196 to 1614 code for a protein of 472 amino acids. Lineage: Eukaryota; Metazoa; Chordata; Actinopteri; Cypriniformes; Xenocyprididae. The record is from RefSeq and is a predicted model, not a curated record. Gene Ontology annotation, molecular function: L-amino acid transmembrane transporter activity. Gene Ontology annotation, biological process: amino acid transmembrane transport.
CAUCAGGCAGCACAUAUAAUAUAUCUGCAAGAAGAUAACAGUCUAUUUGUAAAUCCAAUAUAUUGUGAAGCCAUGACAACUUGUUCUGCCAGUGUAGUUAAUAUUGAACAAGAACUUUGAUCUUGUUGAAGCAUUUCUCUUUCUUCAUUUCAUCCUCUUCAGAAUCAAAGCUCUGCGGCACGACAUUUCAGCACAAUGAAAAAUAUAAAAAACGAAAAGCUGACUUUAAGACGGGAGUUGGGGCUCACCAGUGCUGUCUCUUUGGUUGCAGGCAUCAUGAUAGGUUCAGGAAUUUUUAUGUCUCCACAGUUUGUACUGGUGUACGUUGGGAGUUCAGGGGCGAGCUUGAUCGUCUGGGCAGUGUGUGGUAUAGUAUGCAUGUUUGCUGCUUUCUCAUAUGCUGAGAUGGGAACCAUUAUCAGAGAAUCAGGGGGCAACUACAUCUAUAUCCUGCGAAUUUAUGGACCUUGUCCUGCAUUCUUUGUGGCCUUUACAAACAUGUUUGUGAUGAGGCCAUUUGCGACUAUAGCUGGUUCUCUGAGCUUUGCUAAGUAUGUUGUGGCACCAUUUUACCCAAGCUGUACACCACCCAUACUAGUGGUAAAGUGUAUCGCCGCAGCAUGUAUCUUGGUGAUUGCAACUAUCAACAUGUUAAAUAUACGUUUUACCAUGGCGACUCAGGUGGUCUUUAUGGUGGCCAAAUUUGUAGGUCUAAUGAUAAUAGCUAUUGGAGGAAUAGUAACACUUGUACAGGGAAACUAUGGAAGCCUCUCCAACCUAGAAAGUGCCUUUGCAGACACAAAGCUUGGCAUUAGUACCGUUGGAAUGGCACUAUAUCAGUGCCUGUGGUCGUAUUCUGGGUGGUACAACUUAAACAAUGUUACCGAGGAGCUGAAAAGACCAGAGGUGAACCUGCCACGGGCCCUGAUGAUUGCUAUUCCCAUGGUAACGAUCCUGUACCUGCUAGUCAAUGUCAGUUAUCUGGUAGUUAUGACACCCUCAGAGAUGAUUUCCUCCAGUGCAGUAGCUGUCACUUGGGGGAAUAAAGUAUUAGGAGGAUGGGGCUGGGUGAUGUCCGUUGCUGCAGCAUUCUCAGCCUUUGGUUCUCUAAAUGGAUCUUUUUUCAGUGGAGGACGAGUGUGUUACGUAGCAGCAAGAGAGGGACACAUGCCAGACAUCCUGGCCAUGGCUCACAUGCGCAGACGUACUCCCUCUCCAGCCCUCAUUUUCAACACAAUCAUUUCUCUUAUUGUUCUCAUUCCGGGAGACUUCCAGGGCAUAAUCAACUUCUUCAGCUUUACUGCCUGGUUCUUCUAUGGGAUGACAUUAUCAGGUCUUCUGUAUUUAAAAAUCAAGAAACCUGAACUUCCCCGGGCAAUUACGGUACCCAUAAUUAUUCCCAUCCUGGUGUUGCUGGCCGCAGUGUUCCUGGUGCUGGCUCCCAUCAUUGAUGACCCUCAGAUUGAGUACCUCUAUGUGAUCCUCUUCAUAUUGAGCAGCUCUGUGGUUUACAUCCCUUUCAUUCACUUCAAGCUGUUCCCGGGAUUAUUAAAUAAACUCACAGUCUUCCUACAACUUUUCCUAGAGGUGGCACCAACUGCCAAAAACCUGUAAUGCUUAUGGAACAGGACUGUCAGAUUCAUUGCAUUUUAAAUUCAUAAUGUUACAGGCUCUCGCAAUACUAAAUGUAAUAUGUGUGAUAUAUAAAAGAGAAAAAUAAAUUAAUCAAUGAAUUCUAUUCUUCUAAUCUAUGUAAUAUAAUGAUAUAUGUAA